Messenger RNA from Artibeus jamaicensis (Jamaican fruit-eating bat), 2202 nucleotides. RefSeq names its product protein kinase C and casein kinase substrate in neurons 3 (gene PACSIN3). Gene Ontology annotation, biological process: cytoskeleton organization; plasma membrane tubulation; regulation of endocytosis. Gene Ontology annotation, molecular function: phospholipid binding; protein binding. Bases 537 to 1811 code for a protein of 424 amino acids. The transcript is spliced from 11 exons. Lineage: Eukaryota; Metazoa; Chordata; Mammalia; Chiroptera; Phyllostomidae. Gene Ontology annotation, cellular component: cytoplasm; plasma membrane; endosome. The record is from RefSeq and is a predicted model, not a curated record.
CCUGGGGCUUCUUAAUGGCCCCAGAUCACCCUGGGGCUCUAGAAAGGGGAGCCUUCGCUCCCCGGCGACCCUCUGCCCUUUGCAAAGAGCUCCAAUUCGUGGGGCUACUGCCCGAGCCACCAUCUGGAGUCCACGGCCGGACCCCCCUCCCCUCAGGGGUGAUCGGCCAGCCCCACCCGCGCCAAGGCCCAGUUCAACAAGUUUUGCCAAGAAGUCCUAGAACCUCCAUUUCUAGGCCUGGCCAGGCAGCUCCGCAUGGGCUCCGUGGGCUCCGAGUUGUGCAGCGCCCUGCGGGCAACAGGGACCGGUCAAAGGGCGCCGUCCAGAGAGUUGAGACUAGAGCCCGGCAGCCCCUGGGCUGGGAAGUUUGGUGUGGAAGCUCGGGGUUUGGAAUGCGUCAUCGGGGAGCAGGCACCUCGGCCGGCAGCUUCACAGCAGAGUCACAGUGGCAUCUUUGAGCGGUGGACAGCCACGUCCCUGAAGCGAUCUCUAGGCUCCAGCCCCAAUCCGCCACCAUUCCGUGCUGCGGGGACACCAUGGCUCCAGAGGAAGAUGCUGGAGGGGAGGCCCUAGAGGGCAGUUUCUGGGAGGCUGGCAACUACAAGCGGACGGUGCAGCGGGUGGAAGACGGGCAUCGGCUGUGUGGGGACCUGGUCAGCUGCUUCCAGGAGCGCGCUCGCAUCGAGAAGGCCUAUGCCCAGCAGCUGGCCGACUGGGCCCGAAAGUGGAGGGGCGCCGUGGAGAAGGGUCCCCAAUAUGGCACACUGGAGAAGGCCUGGCAUGCCUUCUUCACCUCGGCCGAGCGGCUGAGCGCGCUGCACCUGGAGAUUCGGGAGAAGCUUCACGGGCAGGACAGUGAGCGGGUGCGUGCCUGGCAGCGGGGGGCUUUCCACCGGCCAGUGCUGGGUGGCUUCCGAGAGAGCCGGGCUGCUGAGGACAGCUUCCGCAAGGCCCAGAAGCCCUGGCUAAAGAGGCUGAAGGAGGUUGAGGCUUCCAAGAAGAGCUACCACGGAGCCCGAAAAGACGAGAAGACAGCCCAGACUCGGGAGAGCCACGCGAAAGCAGACAGUGCGGUCUCCCAGGAACAGCUGCGUAAGCUACAGGAGCGGGCGGACCGCUGCACCAAGGAGGCUGAGAAGAUGAAAACCCAGUACGAGCAGACGCUAGCAGAGCUGCAUCGCUACACCCCACGCUACAUGGAAGACAUGGAGCAGGCCUUCGAGACCUGCCAGGCCGCUGAGCGCCAGCGGCUUCUCUUCUUCAAAGAUAUGCUGCUCACCCUACACCAGCACCUCGACCUCUCCAGCAAUGAGAGGUUCCACGAGCUCCACAGAGACCUGCAUCAGGGUAUCGAGGCAGCCAGUGAUGAGGAGGACCUGCGCUGGUGGCGCAGCACCCAUGGGCCGGGCAUGGCCAUGAACUGGCCACAGUUUGAGGAGUGGUCCCUGGAUACACAGAGGACAAUCAGCCGGAAGGAAAAGGGUGGCCGGACUCCUGAUGAGGUUACUCUGACCAGCAUUGUGCCCACAAGAGAUGGCGCUGUGCCCUCACCUCAAUCCCCCGGGUCCCCAGGCGGUGGGCAGGAUGAGGAGUGGUCAGAUGAGGAGAGUCCCCGGAAGGCUGCCACUGGGGUGCGGGUGCGGGCACUCUAUGACUAUGCUGGCCAGGAGGCUGAUGAGCUGAGCUUCCGAGCAGGAGAGGAGCUGCUGAAGAUGAGCGAGGAGGAUGAGCAGGGCUGGUGCCAGGGCCAGCUGCAGAGCGGCCGCAUCGGCCUGUAUCCUGCCAAUUACGUGGAGUGUGUGGGGGCCUGACUGCCCUGACGGCCCUUCUGCAAGGUUUCUCCACCCUAAGAAGAGCCCAGCUUCUCCUGGAUGGCUGGACUGAGGGCUCUGAAUCAUUGUGCCCCUGCUGUCCCUCUGUCCCUUGAGGAGGGAGGAAGUCUUAGGGAGCCAGGGAGGGGAGGGGCUGUGUCUAGGAAGGGAAGGGCCGGAGGAGUAUAAGCUGAGGGCGAGAUGGGGAGGUCAGGUGACAGGAGGGUUCAGACCUCCCCAGGAGUGCUUGGUUCUCCCCAGGAGCCGUGGACCUAGUUUCUGGCCCCUGUGUUUUGGGGCUCCUGGGGUGGGCUUGGGGUGAGUGUAGUUCUGGGCUAGCAACACUCUUUUGUGGCUUGUUAGUGUGUAUUAAACUUGAAAAAUAAAAGCA